This is a messenger RNA of Camelina sativa (false flax), 1669 nucleotides long. Its product is annotated as tRNA dimethylallyltransferase 9. The record is from RefSeq and is a predicted model, not a curated record. Gene Ontology annotation, molecular function: tRNA dimethylallyltransferase activity. Gene Ontology annotation, biological process: tRNA modification; cytokinin biosynthetic process. Lineage: Eukaryota; Viridiplantae; Streptophyta; Magnoliopsida; Brassicales; Brassicaceae.
UCAGUAUCUUCGUCUCUCUUCCCUUCGAGAUGAGCUUUUGCGCGGGUCAUCCCUUCCAUCAAACUUAGCUAAUCUCUUCUAGCUUCCGUACUGUCGUGUUUAAAACUUCUUCAUCCGUUUAAAUGGUGAUUAGCAGUGGCGUGUUUUUGAGCCGUGCGUGUUACUUGAGACUGCAGCCGCCGAGCCUUGCAAUGCGCAGGAGCUUCUGCGGAGCCACGGCUUGCUCUGUUCCUAUGAACGGGACCAAUAAGAGAAAGUCCGAAAAGGAGAAGGUGAUUGUGAUUUCUGGACCUACCGGCGCCGGAAAAAGCAGACUUGCCAUGGAGCUCGCCAAACGUCUCAAUGGCGAAAUCAUCAGUGCUGACUCCGUUCAGGUGUACAGAGGCCUUGAUAUUGGAUCAGCCAAGCCAUCAGAUAGAGAUAGAAAGGAGGUGCCUCAUCAUCUUAUCGACAUUUUGCACCCCUCUGAAGAAUACUCUGUGGGGCAGUUUUGUAAUGAUGCAAGGCAAGCUACCAAAGAUAUUCUUAGUAGAGGGCGUGUUCCCAUAGUUACUGGUGGCACUGGAUUGUACCUGCGCUGGUUUAUCUAUGGGAAGCCGGAUGUGCCUAAACCUUCUCAAGAAGUCACCGCUGCGGUCCAUGAUAUGCUAGUUAAUUUUGAAACCGAACAUGACUGGGAAGCAGCUGUGGAAAUGGUUGUCAAUGCUGGUGAUCCAAAAGCCUGUUCUCUGCCUCGUAAUGAUUGGUACAGACUACGGCGUAGCCUCGAGAUACUCAAGUCAACUGGAUUACCUCCGUCUUCUUUUCGCAUUCCAUAUGAUUCUUUUCGAGAAAAGUUAAAUCUUCCUGAUGCCGAUGACUUCCUUGAGGACGGUUUAUCUGCUGAUAUCUCUAUCCAAAACAUAGAGACAGAUUUGGAUUAUGACUUCCUUUGUUUUUUCCUGUCAUCCCCACGGGUUGCUCUCUACAGAUCUAUUGAUUUCAGAUGUGAAGACAUGCUUUCAGGACCCAAUGGAGUUUUGUCAGAAGCUAGAUGGCUUCUUGAUAUUGGUCUUCUUCCAAACACAAAUCCUGCAACUCGUGCCAUUGGGUACAGACAGGCAAUGGAAUAUCUAUUAUAUUGCAGUCGAUACGGGGGUGAAAGUUCCCCUAGAGAUUUUCAUGUUUUCUUGAACAGAUUUCAGACAGCAUCCAGAAACUUUGCAAAAAGGCAAAUGACAUGGUUCCGGUGUGAGCCUAUCUACCACUGGCUAAAUGCUUCCAAACCUCUGGAUAUGAUACUUCAAUGCAUUUACGAUGCUUACGAGAAUGAAACAGAGACGUUGGAGAUACCCGAGUCGCUCAGAAUGAGCAAAGACGUAUUAGAUUCUCGAGAAGCUUCUGAACUAAAGCUAUACCGCUCCAGAAACAGGCAAUUCGUAACAAGAGAGGACUGUGCUUCGGUGUUAGAGUGGAUCAGAAGUGAAGGAUGUAAGAGUGAAGUUCCAUGCAUGGAAAGCGCAGUAGUAUAGUCCUCCAAUGCUUCAUUCUUAACCGGAAAAGCCAAAAGUUACCAAAAAACCAAAGCAAAAGAGUUUGUUUUGCGAAUAAAUUUUUACAGAGUAGACAAGAUUUUGGAUAAUGUUUUUGAUUAUACCGUCUAUACAUACGUAUGAAGCAGUUAAACAUU